AUCAAGUUUUUUUAGAACCACUAGAUAGCGUUACUGGAGGAUCCCAAACAAGUUGUUUGAAACAACAGCUUUAAAAUUUGGUCUGUGAUUAUCUCUAAUUAACAAAUUAAUUAAUUAAUAAUAAGUUCUGUUCCAUCGAGGAAAAUAACUAUUAUCAUCAUCAACACCAUCGUCAUAAGAGCAAUAGUUCCUGUUCCUUUGGUGGUAUGAUGCAAGCUAUGUCUCAGAAUGUUUAUUCAGGAGCAGCUGCUGCAGCUGCAAGAAACACACCGCGAUCUUCAUUUGACCAUCAAUUAUCAGAUUAUUCUAAAGUUAAUUCUAAAAGAAAGUACCAAUAUGAUGUCAAAAUCUUACGAUCUCUACAAAGUCACCCAUUAUCUUUGAAAAAACCCGACCUCCCAGAUCUCGAUAUUGUUCAACAAGUGGCAAUACCGCACAGAGAGAAAAAAACAAAUCGGAUCAAUGAUUCUCUUGAUCAAUCCCUUAUAAUCCGCCCAAAAAUCUCGUCUAAACUUAAAAAUUCAUCAAAAACUUUGAAUGAACACAUCAUCAAAGAAAAGAAAAAAUCUUUGCUGCCUUUAGCAAAUAUAAGUGAAAAUUGCUCAACGAAGCUUCAAACCAUUCAAGAUAUUGAAUAUUUAAUUGAAAGAAAAUAUACGAUUCCCGGCACCAAUAAUGACGAUGAAGCACGGAAAAGAUGUUUAUUAUUUCUCGAUAAGGACGAUAUUGCAGAACUCGUCCAAGAAGAAAUCUGCAAUCAUAAAACAAACAGUAAUUUUUCACUCGCUUACCAAGUUUCUGCAUUGAAAGGAAAUUUAAAAGAAACUAUCAUCGAAGCUUCCCGAGCUAAGCAACUAAAUGAUUGGAUGGUUGCAAUGUCAGCAUCGAUUUCAAGAGAAUUUUGGUCCAAAAUUACACUUCUUUAUGCUGUGCAACUGGAAAACUCCAAUGAAUUCACUCAAGCUGCUAUGUAUUAUUCAUCUUUGCAUCGUAUCACUGAUGCAGUCAGUGUAUUAUUGAAAGCUGGUUUGUACAAAGAAUCGCUCAUUCUAGUAAAGAAUUGUGCACCUCAUAAUUCUCAACUAAUCGGGGAUAUUCUCAAUGCAUGGGCAAAGACUAAAGAGAGUCAAGAUAACUUGGAAUUUGCUGCGAAAAUAUAUGCUGCAAAUUUAGAGCCUGAGGAAGCAGCUCGAUGUUUAGCUGGACGUAGAGAUGAUCCAAAAUGUCAAUCAUUAUCUAGAAUACUUAAUUCAACUAAACCAAUGGUUAUAAAUCAUAAUUAAUUUAUAUUUGUUUAUUACUGCGUCUCUAUUUGUCUUGAAAAUUAAAGAUAUUUUUCUUGU
Molecule: messenger RNA, 1343 nt
Organism: Tetranychus urticae (two-spotted spider mite)
Lineage: Eukaryota; Metazoa; Arthropoda; Arachnida; Trombidiformes; Tetranychidae
Product: gem-associated protein 5
Biological process (GO): spliceosomal snRNP assembly
Cellular component (GO): SMN complex; nucleus
Molecular function (GO): mRNA 3'-UTR binding
Source: RefSeq, a predicted model, not a curated record